Messenger RNA from Penicillium bovifimosum, 2031 nucleotides. Its product is annotated as amine oxidase. The transcript is spliced from 3 exons. The record is from RefSeq and is a predicted model, not a curated record. Gene Ontology annotation, molecular function: quinone binding; copper ion binding; primary methylamine oxidase activity. Lineage: Eukaryota; Fungi; Ascomycota; Eurotiomycetes; Eurotiales; Aspergillaceae. Gene Ontology annotation, biological process: amine metabolic process. The coding region runs from base 1 to 2031 and encodes 676 amino acids.
AUGUCUGACACACACCCUUUUGAUCCUCUCAGCCCCAAGGAAAUAAUCCAGGCGACAAAAGCGGUGAAACAGUUAUUCCAAGGACAAUGUCCCAACUUUCGCGUUAUCACUCUGAAAGAACCGCCCAAGCAGGAGAUGAUAGCAUUCCUGGAGAGAGAACGUCUAGGGCAGUCACAUAUCUCUCGACCUGCCCGUAUCGCCUUUGUUCAAGUAAUUGUUCGUGCUGACCAUGGAGCAAAUGAACUGACUGAGCUCCUGGUGGAUAUCAACCGUGAUGCCAUUGUUCAUCGAGAGGUUCUUACAGGGAAGCAUUCAUUCAUUGACUCAGCCUAUAUGAAGGCCGUUGAAAAUGCUUGCAUCUCAGACGAGCGGGUGCAACUUGAAAUCAAAAAGUUGAAGCUCCCUGAAGGCGCCUCGGUUGUUGUUGAGCCGUGGGCUUACGCCACUGAUGGCAUGAAUGACAUGUCGGAGCGGACGAGCAUGUGCUGGUUUUACAUGCGACUUCUCGAUAAUCCUGACGCCAACUAUUACGCAUAUCCACUUGACUUAUGUGCAGAGGUCUCUGAGCAACUCACGGUCACCAAGGUCUAUCAUCUCCCUUCGUCUGAGAAUGAGCGUGUGCGUCAAGAGGCACGACCAUAUGACCCCUGCAAGGUCCAUUCUAGUGCUAUGAGUGAAUACCAUCCCAGCAUCCGACCAUCGCCUCGCACAACUACCAAGCCUUACCAGGUUGUUCAGCCAGAAGGUGCGACCUUCACGACGCAGGGAAACCUGGUAACUUGGGAGAAGUGGACGAUGCGUGUGGGGUUCAACUAUCGUGAAGGUCUCACAUUGCAUGACAUUCGGUAUGACGGUCGCAGUCUCUUCUAUCGGCUGUCUUUGUCGGAGAUGUUUGUGCCUUAUGGUGACCCUCGGGCUCCUUUCCCACGCAAAGCAGCAUUUGACCUUGGCAACGAUGGUGCUGGGAUCAAUGCAAACAACCUAUCACUUGGGUGUGAUUGCCUUGGGCUGAUCAAGUAUUUUGAUGCAUGGCACAACACAUCAUCGGGCGAACCGCUGAAUAUGCCUAAUGUCGUCUGCUGUCAUGAACAGGACGAUGGGAUCUUAUGGAAGCACACAAAUUUUCGAACAGGCAAUGCCGUAGUGGUCAGAUCGCGUAUCCUGGUUUUGCAGACCAUCAUCACGGUCAGCAAUUAUGAAUAUAUCUUUGCUUUCCACUUUGGCCAGGAUGCCUCGAUUCAUUAUGAGGUUCAAGCCACCGGAAUCUUGUCCACUGCACCCAUCAAUAUCGGCGACAACGUUGGCUACGGGACUGUCGUCGCUCCCGGCGUACUUGCACCGUAUCAUCAGCACUUAUUCUCCCUUCGAAUUGAUCCUGCGAUUGAUGGAGUUGCAAAUUCAUUGCAAGUUGAAGAGUCCCACCCUUUGCCCUUCGGUGACCCAUCUAUCCAUAAUCCUUUCGGAGUCGGCUACACAACAAAAUCAAGCAUCGUCGACGUGGAGGGAGGGCUGGAUCUUGAUUUCAACAAGAAUCGCACCUUUAAGAUCAUCAACGAGGCAAAAACCAAUCCUAUCACCGAUACGCCAGUUGGUUUCAAACUUGUCCCAUGCUAUAGCCAGAUGCUGCUAGCCCAUCCGGAAUCUUUUCAUGCGAGGCGAUCUGAGUACACAAAGCACGCGAUUUGGGUGACUCGUUACAAUGAUGAUGAGUUUUUCCCAGCCGGAAGACAUACAAUGCAGUCUCUUGGGGGCGAAGGAAUCAGCUCAACAAUUGCUCGACGGAGGAACGAUCCUGACUGCGAUACUUCAGUGCGAAAUGAAGAUAUUGUUAUUUGGCAUACAUUCGGAUCAACACACAAUCCGAGAAUCGAGGACUGGCCGGUGAUGCCGUCUGAAAAGAUGGUGGUUGGUCUCAAGCCCGUCAACUUCUUCGCAGGAAACCCUAGUUUAGAUGUUGCCGUAUCUACUCAAGUGGAUAACAAGAGUAGUCUGGUUGACACAGCUGAGCCUGUUGUCUGUUGUUCUGAAUAA